AUGUAAUUUUAUUAAAAUUUAUAUGAUGAAAAUCCUUAUUUUAACAGAUUCUUUUAGGAACACUUUCUGUAUUAGGGAUUCAACAUUUAAUUAAAUGAUUUGCCUCAUAUCAAAACCUAAUUUAAUUUAACAAAUAAGGAGAAUCUAAAUUUGACUUGGAAACAUAAACAAGAUAAUUAAAAAUUAGUUUAUAGGGCAAACAAUUAGUGUACAAAUACAAUUAUAAAAUCAUAGUCAAAGGAUUAAUAAGUAUAUGAUAAUGUCAUAUUUUAGUAAAUCUAAUACUAAUUUCAUUUAAUCAAUAGAUCUAAUAGAUAUAGUAUCUUACUUGCUUUAAAAUAUAAUUAUGAAAAGGAUCUAUUAACUAAACACACAUUCACUCCUUUAAUAUAAAUCAAUUAAAAUAUAGAAACCAACUCAAAUGUAGAUUUUGGAUUGAAAUAUCAUUAUUUGAAUAAAAAAGAAAAUGUUCAUGUCAGAUUUAAUAUAUUUUCAUCUUUGUCAAAUAGAUAAAAUAUAGAAUAUUGUUUAAUAGGCAAUUUUAUGUAACCAUAUAAAUUAUAGAUUGGAUUAUAAAACAGUAGAACAUGGUUAGGUUUCAUAUAUAAAGCUAAGAUUAUAAAUAUGUAUAGUCUUGCAUCUUAUAAUAUAAAUAAUAAAAAAUAUGAUGUGAGUUCAUAUUUUUAAUUUAAUAAAAUUGAAAAUAGAUUGAAUAACAAAUUGAAAUUUUUGAUAGGUAUUUCAACAGAAAAAGAGAUACUUGGUAUUAUUGAUUUUAUAACAAAAAUGGGGAAAUUGGGAUAUUGUCUAAAAUGGCAACACGUAAAAGGUAUGAGUAUUGGAUAUAAUGUUGAAAUAUGA
Paramecium pentaurelia is the source of this 861-nucleotide messenger RNA. The record is from the annotation of a GenBank genome assembly. Lineage: Eukaryota; Ciliophora; Oligohymenophorea; Peniculida; Parameciidae.